AUGCAAGAAGGAAAAAAUCAUCUUGAUCCGCCACAGAAUUACAAGGGAGUUAAAUCGAAAUACUCAGCAGGUCAUGGUACUGAAGCAGCAAAGAAAGCUGGUAUUAACGCAGCUAUCGAUACAACGGUAUAUACUGCUCUAUCUACAGAUAAAGGGCGUCCUAACUUAAGCGACGCUGCAAAAACGGUCGUUACUGCUACCGGCGAGGCGUUUGUCACCUCAGCUGUUCCUGGUGGUCAAUUAUUGAUGACUCUUCGAAAAGCUGCUGCUAGUCAGAAUUAUGAAAACUUACCUGUUGACCUGUUGCUGGCUGCACCAUCUAUGAUUCCUGGAAAUCCUGUUCGUUUCGAACGUCAGCAUAUACAAACAAAAGCACCAUUAUUUGGCAGUAGUUUACGCUCAGACGACGUCGAAAGAAUAAGUGCUGAUUUUUCCCUACCAUUUCUCCGAAGUAUGCCAUCGAUUGGAGGAGAUAUUUCUCAAGUCACAGCCGAAAAUUCUCGAAAUGGCGUGACAACUAUCCGAAAAGCAACUGCUGCCAAUGCUCAUUUAAGCAUUGGUUCUGCGCUAGAAGGGUCUCUUGGACUUUUAUCUGGUACUGACACCGAGGAAGCAGUUAAAUCUGAGACUGCAGAUGGAGACAUUUGUACUACACAACGAGAAAAACAAUUCAGCGGACAAUUUGGUGCAAGCCUUCGGGCAGCUGAUCGAAAAGACGCAAUAGACAUUGGUCCUGCCUUCAAUGAAGAAAUCAAAACAACCAGUGUUAAAAGCAAGGCUGAUGGAAAUGCAAUCUCUAUAUACAACAACUUACCGUUAAGGCAUUUGAAAGAAGUGGAAGAUAACUUUCAAAAAGGUUCUGGAACUGCAUCAUGCGUGCACGAAAGUUAUGUAGAUCGUGAAAGAGCCGAAUUACCUACUGAUGGUCGUGUCCAAAGAAUUUGUACCGAGCAAACCAUUACUACUGACAAUAAACAAGCCUUUGGCUUUUGGAAAACAGGUCAUAAGACCGAAAACUUUGAUGUGUACAAAGCAGAAGAAAACACAGUUCAUCGUUUUGAUCAAGCGCUACCGAGCGAACUCGAAACAACACUCACUCAUAAUCACAUAGAAUUAUCUGGUCGUGAUUUGCGUGAAAGUAGUGAAGAAACAACAAACUUUUGGCUCUUUUCAAGUAAAACAAAUAAAAAGUAUCCGAUGGGGGAAAAACCCGAUAAAGAAGUCAUAAAAGCAGAAUGGUCAGACAAAACACGAAUAACAAGCAAGAAAGAUGGAAGUGCAUAUGAUGCUCGACAAAGUACGAGUAAGGAUGGUACAACCGAGAUCACAGAAAUCGAAAAUGAUUGUUAUAAGAAAAUAUAUCAUGCAGACACAAACGAUCAGAUAGAGUCAAUUAUAGGACAAAGAAAUACAAUCAGUAAAGAAGAAAACAGGCAGGGAUUUUUUCAGCCAGAAGUUAACACAAUUUAUUCCGAGACACAACAAGUUUUUGAACGUACAGCGGAACAUACUGAACUUCAAGCUCCGCAUUCAGUAGCAACUGUAAAUGUUAAACAAACUUAUGGACUCUUAACAAAUAAAACUGAAAAAAGUGUAACAAUUUCGAGAAGUGAAGAAGAUAAACCAGAAGAAUAUCAUGAAGUUGUAAAAACACUAGGUAGUGCAGCAAAUGGUGCUUUGAGUGCCUUGACAUCCAAUGGACUUCACUUGUUAUCUGAUCCCACGGCUCGUACGAAAGAAAAUGUUCUCAAUGCUGUCAUAGAUGCAGGAAUAGAAGGCGCAAUCGGAUUGGCACAUUCGAAUGUUGCUGCACAUCAAAACUCCAUUGGCUCAACUGCUGUAGCUGCUGCCGUCACAGUGGCUGGACAUGUCGUUAGAGGAAUGACAUCCUCAACUGACGAAGCCUCGUCCAUCAAAGAAGUAUUGAAGAAUGCAGCUCUAUCUAGCGCACCUUCAGUUGCCGUCGGGGCUGCAAAUCUAGUUCCUGGGAUGCCGGAUUUUCUGAAAAAUUAUGCCGGAGUAAUAGCAAGUUUAUGUAUUCAAACAGAGAAAGUAGUACAGGAGUAUCGAGAUGGCCAAAUGACCUUAGACGAAGCAAUAUUCACAAUCGCUCAAAAUGUUAAUUCCAUCAUUACCGAGUAUAGUAUCACAGCAUGUGCAGUACCUGCGCUAGUGGGACUGUUACCACUUGGUCCACUUGGAGCAUCUGUGGCUAGUUGUAUUUUAGUGCCUGCUAUGCGGUUAGCUGCAUCUCAUGGAAUAUCUCCAAACCCUCUUCAUCUCGAACGUCAACACACACAAGCGAAUGGACCAUUAUUUGGCAGUGAUUUACGUUCGGACACUGUCGACAGAAAAACCCUCGAUUUCUCCUUAACAUUUCUCUCUGAGGCCGCUUCCCUUGGACUUGCUUAUGAUAAACUACGAAGGGAAUCUUCGCGAGAUGGUGUGAAUACGGUCCGGAAUGCAACCGCUAUUAAUGUUCAUGCAAGUAUUGG
Rotaria sp. Silwood2 is the source of this 2495-nucleotide messenger RNA. NCBI's taxonomy places the organism in Eukaryota, Metazoa, Rotifera, Eurotatoria, Philodinida, Philodinidae. The record is from the annotation of a GenBank genome assembly.